This is a messenger RNA of Brassicogethes aeneus, 852 nucleotides long. The record is from the annotation of a GenBank genome assembly. Lineage: Eukaryota; Metazoa; Arthropoda; Insecta; Coleoptera; Nitidulidae.
AUGGCAACAUCAAGUGAAUUUUCAGCUGAGUUAUUAAAACUAAAAAAAGAUCAUUUAGUAGAAAUUAUAUUAAAUAAAUGUGUUCCCAGUACCAUUAGUGUAAGCGAAGAAUUGCGUAGACAUGUAGAAGACACCGAAAACGAUGGAACCAGCAAGUUGGCAAAAGUUAACCUCGAAAACAACAUACCGUUCAUUAAGCUAGAAAGUGAAUUAAAAUUAACAAAAGUUGAACUAGAAUGUUCUAAAGAAAUCAUUGCAACAUUAAAAACCACAGUGAGUGAUAAGGAAUUAAUAAUAACCUUAUUACAAAAAAGUAAACAAAUAAAUUCUGCUCAAAUGGAUUGCAGCGUUGCCGAUGCAGUCAAAAAAUCUUCUAACCAGGGAAACCAGGAAAAUCAGCGAACUAAUAUAAACCAAAUAAAUUGCGGCGUUGCCAAUGGGAUGAAAAUAGAUUCAAAUCAUGGAAAACAAAACCAGCCAACAAAUUAUAGUGGAAACCAAGGAAAAUCGCAAGAACCAAUAAAUAAAAACAAAGCAAAAGUUGUAGGAUCCAACGAGAAAGAAAAUGUUUUUAAAAGUGCCCCUAAGAGAGCUGUUAUACAUUUGGGGAGAGUAAACUUAAAUACUAGUCCAGAGGAUAUAAAAAAUUAUGUAGUCACCACAUUUAAAAGAAAUGACUUUAAUAUCGAACCUUGUCCAGUAAGAGAGGGUGCUAAAAGUAUUUCCUUUAGGAUUGAGACAGAUAUCUCAAUUUUGGAGGAACUAUACUUAAGCGAAAAUUGGCCCAAAGGUGUUCUAAUCAAUAGAUACAGGUUUUUUCGUAACCAAACAGCAGCAGCAGAAUUUAAAUAG